UUUCCGUUUAGUUCGCUUUAGUAGCUCAUUCAGUUCAGAUCAACAGCUCUGUACACCGCCCUGACCUGACCAAGGCUCUCAGAAAUUGACGAUCUGAUGCAGUGCACCGGCGGAGUGGACAAGGAGAUGGAUAAGGAGAUCCCCGAUAGCACUAAUCGCCUGCUGCAGUUCACCAACUGCCGUUUGAUACGUGAUCAUAAGUACGUCUACGACGAUCUUUGGGUACGGAAUGGCCGUAUUGUGAAUCCGGAGCCCGUCUUUUUCGACGAACAGGUCAAGGCCGAUUGCCAGAUCGACUGCGGUGGCAAUCUCAUUGCACCCGGCUAUAUUGACCUCCAGAUUAACGGUGGCUAUGGCGUGGACUUUUCCUUCGACACGGACACGAUCGAGCAGGGCAUUGACACGGUGGCUCGCGGUCUGGUCAAAAGCGGCGUCACCUCAUUCUGUCCCACGCUGGUGACAUCGCCGGUGAAAACUUACCAUACAAUACUGCCACGCAUUCCCCAAAGUGUUCCAAAUGGAGCUGGAAUCCUGGGGAUACAUGCCGAGGGUCCCUUUAUCAAUCCACAGAAAAAGGGAGCUCAUUCGGAAAACUGCAUACAGACUAUUGACGAGGUAAGUCAUAUCGAUCUAUAUAAGAUCUUUUACCAUAUUUUAUACUUUUAUUUCUGCCCAAAGGGACUAAGCACUGUAGAGCGUACAUACGGCUCCUUGGAUCGCAUUAAGAUUAUCACCCUAGCGCCAGAGAGGGUCAACGAUCUAGAGGUGAUCCAACAGCUGACGGAUCGUGGGAUAACCGUGGCUCUUGGCCAUUCAAUGGCCACUCUUCGCGAUGGAGAGCGUGCCGCAGUUCGGGGAGCCACACUGAUCACGCAUCUGUUCAAUGCUAUGCUGCCAUUCCAUCACCGCGAUCCCGGCCUUGUUGGACUCCUCGCCUCGGACGAAACACCGCACACUAUCUACUUUGGCAUCAUUGCGGAUGGUGUACACACGCAUCCGGCGGCGCUGAGAAUCGCCUAUCGAACGCAUCGUCUGGGCCUGAUUCUGGUCACGGAUGCCAUCUCGGCUUUAGGACUGGAAGAGGGUAUCCAUCAUAUUGGCCAAUUGCCAUUGCAGGUUAAGGAGGGCAAGGCAUAUAUCGCCGGCACGAGUACCCUCUGUGGAAGCAUUGCACCGAUGGACGAAUGCGUUCGAAUCUUCCAAAAGGCCACUGAUUGCGAUCCUAUCUAUGCCAUUGAAGCGGCCACAUUACAUCCGGCAAAGUGCUUGAAGAUUGAAAAGACAAAAGGAACUCUGGACUUUGGCUCAGAUGCGGACUUUAUAAUUCUAGACGAUCAACUCCAUGUGCUAUCCACAUGGAUAGCAGGGAAAUGUGUCCAUCAGACUGCCCAAUAGUGCAUCGAAUGUACGAUUGUUAUGUGGUUUCUGUUUUUAUAUAACCUUUUACCUGAUCCAGAAUGUAUUCAAUACCGAAGAUUCUCCAAUUAUAUUUCUAAAUGUAUGCAUUCCACGAGGAGAUAAUGAUUAAAAAUCAUAAAUUUCCUUAAAA
Drosophila eugracilis is the source of this 1549-nucleotide messenger RNA. RefSeq names its product N-acetylglucosamine-6-phosphate deacetylase. Gene Ontology annotation, molecular function: N-acetylglucosamine-6-phosphate deacetylase activity. The coding region runs from base 97 to 1395 and encodes 432 amino acids. Gene Ontology annotation, biological process: N-acetylglucosamine catabolic process. The transcript is spliced from 3 exons. The record is from RefSeq and is a predicted model, not a curated record. Lineage: Eukaryota; Metazoa; Arthropoda; Insecta; Diptera; Drosophilidae.